Messenger RNA from Hydra vulgaris (swiftwater hydra), 903 nucleotides. Lineage: Eukaryota; Metazoa; Cnidaria; Hydrozoa; Anthoathecata; Hydridae. The record is from RefSeq and is a predicted model, not a curated record.
AUGAAAACUGAAGUAUGUAUUGUUUACAUCAAUGAUAUUCCUGUCCAAAUUAUGUAUGAUGUUGGCGAGGCCCUUAUUUACAUGAAAUCAGAAUGUAACAGAAAUAUGUCAUUAAUUGCAUCUGUUGCAGAGUCUUUAAAAAUUGAUGUUGAGUCGCAGUUUUACCACAUUAACAUGAAAAUGAAAGUGUUGGUUCAUAAUAAGCAAGGUUUGUUUAUAUCUCAACGCGAUUAUGCAUUUGAUCCUUUAUCCAAGUCAAUCAAACAAAAUAUCGAAGUGUCUGAUAUUUCUAAAAACAUUAAAUUGCCAAAUUAUAACUACGAUCGUUAUGUUAAUAAUCAGUCCGUUGAUGGCACAACAAAAAAUAACACAUUAACAAAUUACACAUUAACAAAUAAUAAUAUACCGACAAAAAGUAAUGUACAAACAGAAAGAACUAUCAUUGACACUACUGAAAAUAGCUCAGACAGUAAUAAAUCUGACAAUGAAAAAUCUGAUUCAGACUCCGAUUCAAACUCUAAUUCAGACUCUGAUUCGGACUCAAUGAAAUUGGAUACAGACUCAGAUACAGACUCAAAUACAGACUCAGAUACAGACUCAAAUACAGACUCAGAUACAGACUCAGAUACAGACUCAAAUACAGACUCAAAUACAGACUCAAAUACAGACUCAGAUUUGAAAGGACUCGUAAAGUUUGUAAAAACCACCGACGAUGAAAAAGAAAAUGAAAAAGAACAGCAUAUUUUUUCCCAAUUCCAAAAAGUUUUCGACAUCAACGAAAACAAUGAUUUGGGUUAUGAUUGCGAUAACUUAAUUGAUUCUAUUGAUAAUGAAUAUAUUGAGUUAUGUAUAGAAUUUUUGGAAAUGUUGGAAAAUACAGAUGGUAGAGCCUGUCGAUGUUGA